UCUAUAAUCGUUGCGUUGAAAUUAAUAAAACGGAACGACGACGACGACGACAACGAUAACCAUAAUAAUAUUAUAUCGUUUAGAGAGAAGUUUGAUCGAAUUACGUGUGAGCGGCGAGCCGCGCGGCACUGCGCGGAGAUGCGACGAAGAAAGUGAGAAACGCGAACGGCGACGUCGGGACAUUGGCGUGAACCGCUUUUGAAUAACUGGAACGCGUCGUUGACGACGAAGCGACGUUAUCUUCCAGUACAUAUGUAUGUAUACGGGGAAACUUUCUUUCGGUUCGCUUCGCGUGCUCGUCUAAACGAUCGAAAGCGUUCGGUAACGGUAAACAGUUCGGUAUUGUCUUCUGGCACAUGUUCGUCUUGCACGCGUUUGCAGUACGCACACCCACCUAGUUUCACACAUGUUUUCACACACACACGCCUCUCACAUGGAUAUUCGUGCGUAAUAUUUCGAAAAAUUAACGACCAGAGAUGACCGACGACAACGGAGGCGUGAAGAACAAAUUUAACGUGCGCAUCGCAGAAAACGGGGUUUACAUUUCUAUGAAUAUACGUGCGACAUGUGCGCCCCGAUACAGAAUCGUUUAUUCAUCCGAACGCGCGUACGUACAGGUAUACGUGUAGAUAAUAAUUUGCGGAGAAAUCGGCGUGAGAUAUUUGAUCGGUUGAACGAACAUCCAUCUAGGGACGUGUACGUGUUCCGAGAGCCUCGGUUGAAUAAAUAUAUACCGCAAUAUAAAGCGUGGAAUCAUCGUGCAAACAGUAGAGGCUGCAACGAGAGGCGAAAGAUGUAUUAUGUUAAUUGAAUUAUUUCGAUGAGCGCUUGUACGCGCAUUUCAUACCGAUGCACGAAACGCCUCGUUUCUCGGAUCUCGACACCUCCGUAGGAAUAACAAAUACCUCGGCGGCGGCGGCUCAAGGUGUUCGGGUUCGGUGUCGAUGCAUCCGCGCCCACCUCGCCGUAGUCGGUGAUUACCUAACCAGCUGCGGGAGACGACAAACACAGACGACCGACGACAGAAGCGGAAGGAUAACGUCAAUUUUCCCCGAGAGAAGCGUAGCGGUAUUUCGUUAUUUUUCGCUUCGGCAAAUCGAAACAUGACGAGCGAGAAAAAGCGCGGCAUCGCGAAGACGGCGGCGCAAUUUCAUAAUUUCAAAUAACCCGAGCCAAAGAUCGCGCGGCGCAUUGUGGGUCCCCGAUCGGGGGGUCGUAUCCACGUGAUCUCUGCCGUGUAGCUAACAGAUGGCGGGGCGGAGCCGUUAUCGGUCGAACUUCGGAUACCGAGGGAGACGGGGUGGCCGGCUCGGUUGGUAAAAAAAGUAAAAAAGCUUCGCGUCGCCGCCCGCCGCGUCGGUGGCGCCAAAGCUGGACAGUUGAAUGCGGACCGCGGGGCCAGAAAACAAGCAACCUGCGAGGGGGUCGGCAGUUGACUUUCAGUCCCAAAACAUCGAGAUCAACGGCAGCGCGCGUGCCCCGGCAAUAGCGAUCUCGAGUAUCGGACGGAGGGAGGCGUUAUCAACGAGGAUAGUUUACGUGGUAUAUUUUUUCGUUCGCUCGGGACGCGGAAUCCGCUCGGUGGUCGUCGAUCGCGACCCUUUUAAAUCCCCAAAGAACACGUGUGUACUCUGUGUGCAGUGUGCGACCGAGGAGCUCGGCUAAGCGUGUAGCAGUUGGUGCAGGCAGCAGGGCGCCCCGGGUUGGGUCAUGAAAGUGACGUAAGAUACACAUCCCCGUUGGAAUCGCAACGAAGCAUUCGCCAUUCCGCGUUGAAGAAUAAUCGUACAGCGCCGGGGAUCCCCCGGAACUGGAGUGGAAGUAAAUAAAAGAAGAGAAAAUAAGAGAAAAAAGGAAAUAAGGAAGGAAAAAUCGAAGCGAUGGGCGAACGACGGGGUACGAAAGCUCUGGAGUUGUGGUGCCGACGCAUAACCCAAGGGUACCCGGGGGUCAACGUGCAAAAUAUGACAACGUCGUGGCGCGACGGACUGGCCUUCUGCGCGAUGAUUCAUCAUUUUCGACCCGAACUCGUGGAUUUCAACGGGUUGAACAAAGACGACGUCUACGGCAACAACGAACUUGCGUUCAGGACCGCCGAACAGCAUCUGGGGAUCCCCGCGCUCCUCGAUGCCGAGGACAUGGCGUCCUGCGCCGUACCCGAUCGUCUGUCGAUACUCACCUACCUGUCACAGUUUUACCAGACCUUCGGAGCCCUCUCUCCGAGCCGCCCCGCCGUCAAGAGGACAAAGGAGGAAACCGACGGAAGGCUCGCAUCGGUCUCCGGGAGUCCCCAGCCCAAGGUGGGGGUUCGUCUGGGGAUGCGGAAGGAGCCGUGCGUCGUUUGUGGGCUGCCGGUAUUUCUUGCCGAAAGAUUAGUGAUCUCCAGGUCCCUCUAUCAUCGGACGUGCUUCAGGUGCGCUCGAUGCAACAACCAGCUAACACUCGGCAACUAUUACGAAACGGAGGAGGGCCAAUUUUGCUGCGAGACCUGUCCGGACGAAGAGUUGGCGUCGUCGAUCCCCGUGAUGCAUCAGGAUUACAACCAGAUAGCAUUGAUCGGCGGAAGUAAGAACGCCGGCGAAGUGUACCCAGCGCCGUACGAACGGGCGCUCAGCGACGAAGAGAAGACGUCGAAGCACACAAAUUUCGAUGUCGCGGGUGAUUCGACGCGUCUCACCCCUCCGCCGGACGAGAAUCCGUCGCCAUCCCUGGAGUCUAAGACCAGGCUUAAUUUUAUCACCAGCCAUUUGCUCUCCGAUAAUCGAGAAAGCGAAAUUCCGCCAGCGAACGAACGCCUCCUGCCCCCCGCAGCGGAAAAUGAGGAGUCACCGCAUCCUGUAGAUAAGCGGAAUGAGACCCCGGACGAAUCGAGCCACGCCAGCGCGGAUACUAGUUUGUCAAGUUUUCCCGCUUUUCCCACUUCGUCCUCGAUAAAUUCCGCUGCUUCGCUGACCUUGCCGUCUGCCAGGCCCGUUGAAUCCCAACGAUCGGACGACAGUUCCGACGAAGACGAUCUUCACUCCGGCACGGAGACGGAGACGGUCAGUAAGCACGAGGACGACGGUGUAAAUAAUGAUAAAUAUUCGAGUAAGAUAGUUAUUAGCUCUAGCGUUAAUCAGCACCCAACUGCCAUCGCGACUCAUGACGUAGAUAAUAGAAGUAUAAGAUUUAACGAGGAUACCAAAGACGCGGUCGCUGCCGAUAAAGACAAGGCGUACGAGGCCCCUGGUGAACGCCUCUCCCUCGUACAGCAGCGAUUGAAAAUAUUCGAAAACAGUAUACACGCCGAAGAAGCCGGCAAAGCAAACGAGCCAAAUUCAGUUGUACAUAAUUUGUCGAAACAAAACAUGAACAAGGACGAGCCUAAAAAAGAAGAUGAAAGAACCGAUCGAGUGACGGGAGAAUCCAUCGAUGACGUCGAGGUCGUACACGAGUGGGAAGAGCCUUCACAUUUACCUGGCGAGGAGCCGCUGACAGCUGCUGUCACAUCCAAGAAAAAGACAGAGGGCCAGGAACUUCCAGCAGACGCACCCAGCCAAGCCCAGAGCUUGUCCAAUAUAUCGGGUGUGGAUUUGAGCGACGCCGUGGAUUACCCCGAGGAUCUCAACCCCUUUCAGAGUGACGACAGUGACGGCCACGAUGGAGAAGAGUUUCGACAACCACCGAUUAACGAUAAGUCUGACAAAAAUUCAUCUACGAAUCCUUUCGGUAGCAGCGAAGAGGAAGACGGUUGCAAAGAAGUCGCUCCGCCCCGCCCAGCUGUACGCAACAAAACUGCGUCUCGAAAUAAGACUGAUAAGGAUAUUCGCGGGACGCAACUGCAGACCAAGCGAAUCCUCAAAGCACCACAAAUUAGCCUCAACCCUUUUUGGAGCGACGAAGACGACCACGAUAGCGAUGACGAUACCAAGACCACUCCGAUCCCAAAACCGCGAACCUUGAAGCCGACGCCAGAACCGAGUCCCGUUCCACGGAAAACAUCGCUCGAUCGCAGCGGAUUAUAUGCAUCGAACAGUUCUAUAGCGAGUACGGGAUCGUUGGUUACACCUGGUGGUACUCACCGUAAGAAGAAGCCAGCUCCGCCACCUCCUAUGGCGCAGGAUAUGUUCUCCUCCUCGUCUGCCUUUGCCUCGCCGAUUCUGCAAUCUGGUGACGAAUUGUCCCUCUCAAACGUAGCUGCAUCGCGUACGCCACGUAUUCGAAAAUCGAAGCCGGCUCCACCUCCUCCGAUGUCUACGAGUACGCCGCAUAGUACGACCGAUUCAUUCGUUACGGAAAGUGAAAAUCCAGAAGUCGGAGCUUUGGUUUGGGAUGAUCAAAAAAGUAGCAAAGACGAGAUAAAUAGAAACAGACAAAGCUUAUCCCCGAUAUCCAACGCGGAAGAAGGCGUUCCACAUUACUCGGUAUCCUUUGUUGAUAAAAGUGCUCAGGGGAAGUGGAAGAGGAAAAAGGGACCCGCGCCACCCCGACCAAUUCCGCACAAAAGAAAGAUAAAAGUCAUGUCUGUCAAGGACGUCAAAUUGGAGCUAGAUGAAAUUGAAAUGCAGCAGCAGGGAUUAGAAAAACAGGGUGUUCGACUGGAGCAACUCAUUAGGGACAAGUGCGAAACCGGUCAAGAGAGUGAAGAAUUUACAAGUUUACGCGUGGAUGUGGAGGAAUUGGUCUUGGAACUCUUUGCACUAGUUAAUGAAAAGAAUGAGCUCUUCAGGAGGCAGGCUGAACUUAUGCUACUUCGUAGACAACAAAGGCUAGAAGAAGAACAUGCAGACGUAGAAUAUCAAAUUCGGUGCCUGAUGAGUCAACCUGAAGCAACGAAAACAGAUUCUGACAAGCAACGAGAAGAAGUACUGAUUCAAAGAUUGGUUGAAAUUGUGGAGCGCCGUAAUGAAAUAGUUGAGUGCCUUGAAAUGGAUCGUCGUAGAGAAGUUGAAGAAGACAGAAGCAUUCAUGAGCAGAUGGGAAUAUAUGCAGCUAAAAGUAAAGGAGAUCUAACUUCGACGAGCGACAGUUCUCGUAGUUUACCUACUUCGAAGAAGAAUAAGGUAAAAGAGAAGGUGAAAGACAAGAAAAAUAAGAAGAGCCAUAAAAAAGAUGCCGACAAGGAUGUAGAUGAGACUGAAACAAAGCUAAAACGUCACAAAAAAAAGUGGUUUUGAGUUUAUUUUAUUCAAAGUUAAGUCGUUGUUAAACUAAUAACGUAGUUUCUCUUUAAUACUUUUAUAAAUAUUUUUUAGCACAAGAUUUAUUAUUUAUGACUGUGUAUCAUAUAUCCAAUUAAGCUUAGUAAUAAAUGAUCUGUUUACAGCCAAUGAA
Molecule: messenger RNA, 5313 nt
Organism: Athalia rosae (coleseed sawfly)
Lineage: Eukaryota; Metazoa; Arthropoda; Insecta; Hymenoptera; Athaliidae
Gene: MICAL-like
Product: MICAL-like protein 1
Exons: 11
Coding region: 1881-5156 (1091 amino acids)
Molecular function (GO): protein binding
Source: RefSeq, a predicted model, not a curated record